AAAAGAUGGCAGGCACAGGCGUGCAUGCGCAGGUGCAGCGUCUCUUCCAGUACUGGUAUGCCAAUCAGGUAAACAAUGUGAGAUGGGGAGGCAGUUUUUCUGGUGAUUACGGGUUGGAGUGCGGGGUGAGACAAGGUGGUCUGAGCUCUCCGAAGCUUUUCAACCUUUACAUCAACGACCUGAUCGUGGAGCUCAGCAAUGAGCGUGUUGGCUGCACGGUUGAUAGUGUUUUUAUAAACAAUAUCAGCUACGCAGGCGACAUGGCGCUGCUGUGCCCUUCGGUGGGGGCUCUCAGGAGACUGCUGGGCAUCUGUGAGAGGUAUGCUGGCAAAUAUGGGUUGGUGUAUAAUUGUAGAAAAAGUGUGUACAUGGUCUUUAAGGCCGCCGGUAAAGGUCCUGAAUCAGUACCAUUAAUUAAACUUAAUGAUGUGAAUCUGACACGUGUGUAUAGUUUUAAAUAUCUUGGGCAUUAUAUUACCGACGACCUUAAUGACCAUGAGGACAUUGAAAGGGAACGUAGGGCAUUGGCGAUCAGAAGUAAUAUGUUGGCACGUAGGUUUGCUCGUUGCAGUAGGCAAGUAAAAAUUACACUCUUCAAAGCCUACUGCCAAUCUUUUUAUACGAGCAGCCUGUGGUUCAAUUAUACUAAAAGAUCGCUCAGUGCCCUACGGGUCCAGUACAAUAAUGGGUUUAGAGUGUUGAUGGGGCUGCCUCGUUUCUGCAGUGCAUCUACCAUGUUUGCAGAGGCGCGGGUGGAUGAUUUCUACGCCAUCAUCCGUAAAAGAACAGCCUCACUGCUCAGCAGACUACGGGGCAGCGCCAACAGCAUUCUAAAGGUCAUACCUGACCGAUAUGACUUGCCUGUAAUGAAGUCUUUCAUUCGGGUCCUGAUCAAGUAGUCUCAUGUUA
This is a messenger RNA of Hyposmocoma kahamanoa, 909 nucleotides long. RefSeq lists its product as uncharacterized. The coding region runs from base 6 to 899 and encodes 297 amino acids. The record is from RefSeq and is a predicted model, not a curated record. Lineage: Eukaryota; Metazoa; Arthropoda; Insecta; Lepidoptera; Cosmopterigidae. The transcript has a single exon.